GGUUUGAGGGUGUAUUUUGCAAAAUAUAGUGUGGAAUUGUGAGGUUAGAUUACUGCCGAUUUCGCAAGACUUUCCAAGAUUUCCCGGAUUUUCAGCUUUUCCUGUGAUGGACGAUGACUACGACGAGGAGUUGGGUGCCACGAUGGAGGAGGACUACUACACCUUCCUCAAUGUGCCGAGAAAUGCCACGACAGAACAGAUAAACACAGCCUAUCGGCACCUGAGUCGUAUCUAUCAUCCUGACAAGCAUGUGGCGGACGUGCGGAAGAAGAUCGAGGCAGAGGCGCUGUUCAAUCGCUUGAAGACGGCAUACGAAGUGCUGUCUGAUCCUCACAAGAGGGCCAUCUAUGACUCCCUUGGCGUAAAGGGGCUGGAAACAGACGGAUGGGAGGUGACACUCCGCCAGAAGACACCCGCGGAGAUCCGCGAGGAGUACGAGCGACUGGCGAAGGAGCGUGAGGAACGGGCGCUGCAGCAGAAGACAAAUCCCAGAGGGAAUGUGACGGUGAUGGUGAACGCCACGGAGAUUCUCUGUCCGUACUAUGAUGAGUUCGAUGAGAAGCUGCUGCCCACAGUGGAGGUGACGGGUAUCAGCAUGAGUCAGCAGAUAGACGCGCCGCUCACCGUCCGGGACACGGUGACGCUGGCCGGGAGUCUGUCGGCGCAGAAGGGGAUUGGGAAUGGGGCGGUGUCAGUGACUGGACGACGGCUGCUGAACAAGGGAUGGGUGGCGGUGGAUGUGUCCGCGGGCAACGGACCCUCUGUGGGUGUCAAGGGCUCCCGGACGCUCAGUCAGAAGGUGUUUGCCAACUUUGGGGGCAGUCUGAAUCUGCGCUCCGGUGCCAUUGUGCCCACGUUCAUGUCCUCCCUGGCGUGUCAACUGAGCAAACACACCGUGGGCUACCUCACGUACAACCUUAGCGGUAUGACGCGCUCCAUGUCCACCACGGUGGAGCAGAACACGGAGAAGCACCACUUCCAAGUCACCCUGCUGGUGGGCAUCCCGCAUAGCUACAUCUCGGCCGCCUACACGCGCAAGCUGCAGGAGCAGGAGCUGAAGCUGCGCGUGGCCACGAAGCUGGGCACCUUCGGAGUGCUGGCCGAGUAUGGCGCGGAGAAGAAGAUCUCCAAGUACAGCUCCGUCGUGGCCACAGUGUCUGUGGGCGUUCCCACUGGCGUCACGCUGAAGCUCAAAUUCACCAGAUCCACGCAGACCUUCAUCUUCCCGAUCCACUUGAGCGAAGAGAUCAUCCCGGCUGCCGUCUUCUACGCCACCGUGACGCCGCUGUGCGUGUUCUUCGUGCUGAAGCGGCUCGUGAUUGAGCCGAUGAACGACGAAAAGCGCCAGCGGCGGAUCGACAAGACCAAAGAAGUCAACCGGGAGCGCAUGGCGGCCAAGAAGAAAGAGGCUGAGUCGUCAAUUGACCUCAUGUCGGCCACUUUCGAGCGCAUCCGCGACGACGAGACGAAGACGCACGGCCUGAUCAUCGACAGGGCGACUUACGGGCGCGUGCGAGCUGAAAACGAGGAGCGCUUCGACGUCACGGUGCCACUGCAGUGCCUGGUGAAGAGUGGACAGUUGAAACUGCACGCCACGCCCAAGAGCGAGCUGCCCGGAUUCUACGAUCCGUGCGUGGGCGAGGAGAAGACACUGAGGAUCAGGUGCACAUAUCGCGAAACGAGUCACAGCAUCGAGAUCUCGGACAACGAAUCACUUCAGCUACCAGGAACGCUGCUGGCCAACUAAAGUGUCGCACUUUCCUGCUUGUGCAUAAAUAGUUGGAGAAAAAAACAUCCAGAUUUGGGGGCUUUUAGAGUACAAUAUACGAUCGUUGGUG
This is a messenger RNA of Phlebotomus argentipes, 1838 nucleotides long. RefSeq names its product dnaJ homolog subfamily C member 11. Lineage: Eukaryota; Metazoa; Arthropoda; Insecta; Diptera; Psychodidae. Bases 107 to 1747 code for a protein of 546 amino acids. Gene Ontology annotation, biological process: cristae formation. The transcript has 4 exons. The record is from RefSeq and is a predicted model, not a curated record.